Porites evermanni is the source of this 1422-nucleotide messenger RNA. The record is from the annotation of a GenBank genome assembly. Lineage: Eukaryota; Metazoa; Cnidaria; Anthozoa; Scleractinia; Poritidae.
AUGAUACAUUAUUCGUUCUACUUUGCCCAACAGAUCCAUAUUCCUAGCGAUCCCAUGCAGCCAGGACUGAUUUAUUUUAAGACACCUCGCAAGUGUGGAAUUUUUGGUGUUAUGAGUGAAGCAAUACCCCGACAAGUAAACUAUCUAAUUGACGAGACAAAUGGUGUUGAUAAAGGAGCAAACACUACCGUCAGCUAUGUUCAUCACUAUUUGCAGAACUGUGAACUUGGUGAAACACAAGUUCAUCUUCAUGCAGACAAUUGCUCGGGACAGAACAAAAACAAUUACUUUAUCUGGUACCUAGCAUGGAGAACAAUCAUGCAAUUGUGCGAAUCAAUCAAUUACUCCUUCCUAAUUGCCGGUCACACAAAGUUUGGCCCUGAUCACAGCUUCGGAAUGAUCAAAAAAGCUUAUAAAAUGAAUUUUAUUUCCUCCCUAUACGAGUUUGCGGACAUAUGGGAUGGUUCAAGCCUCACUGGUGUCAACAAAGCACAACUGGUCGGAACACACGACGGAAGAAACAUUGUACCAGCUUACAAUUGGUCUUCACUUCUGGAGAACUAUUUCAUCAAAUUGCCGAACAUAAAAGAUAAGUAUUGUGUAACAGGCCAGUUCAACAGAGCUCGCUCCCAUCAUGACUUCCUGCUUGGUGAGGGUUGAUUUAAGAGUUAUAUUUUAUUCAUUGGUCAUGUUAUAAAGCACCAGCGAAUCGAUGGUUGAAAAAAACUUUACCACUGAAUUAGUUUUUAUGUCAAAAUUGAAACAACUUUUUCACACGAUGCUCUUUUUUUGUUUUUUCAUAUCUUAGCAAAGUUACAGUCAGGACACAGAAUCAAGCUGCAUUUACUUAACCGCUGACGGAACAUCGAUCUGUGAAAAUGACUCCGAUCUUUUGACAAUAGACGAAGAUGCUUUGAGCAGGAUGCAGGAACUAUUUCCAGUCAGCCCAGUUGUGCCGCCAACUGAACCACUGCAGCCAGCUCUUAUCAACAACAGUUCCACACCAGUGACAGAGGACCUCCGUGAGACUCGGCAGUCUGGGACAGAUCUGUACAAGUGUGCCAUUAACCUUCUUCCCAACUUUUUCACACCAGCUGAACUGGCGAUGAGCAACACGGACGGAAAUUUUGGCAAACAACUGCUAGACAAGACUAAACUCCAUACCCUGAAAGGUAAUUUAUAUCAAUUGAGUCUGGUUCGGUGCGGUCACAGUCGCUUAAAAGGAAGCUUUUCUUGUAACAACGGGUUUCACAAGUGGUGGUAGAGCUGAUCUCAUACAAGAGUGGUGAAGUGAUCUGUUGUUUAGGAAUUGUGUAUAUUGAUUUCCUCUUUUCUUCUUCUUUAGUGUUGAUCUUCACAACGUUUCCAGUUGGUCCCGAAGAUAUGCAAAAUAAAUGCCAAGUGUCGGUCGAAGAGAUUUGA